UGCCUCGAGGCAAGAAGCCCGAAGGGCCCUUGUCACUACCGGACGAGGGCCUCAUGCUCAAUGCAGAAGCGGCCGAACAGAGAGUGUAUGAGGAGCAAGUCGACUCUAUUCCCGAACUUGCUCAAAAGCUCGAGGUUGUGUACGGCAGCGCCGAGCAGCUUCUUGACUAUCACAGAGUCAGCAGGGUAACCUAUUGCUAAAGAUGCAUUCCUUCAUCUGAUCGAAUCUUGUCUUCAACCUUCAUCCUAUUCAUCUCUUUUCGGGCACUCGAGCAUCCAGUCAAUUGGGACAUCCCGCUGACUGAGGCUUGUACGGUAAUGGUGAGGGAAGGGAGAAGAGGCAGUAUCAUCAAAGGCACCUCCGCGAGGUGGUGGGAGAACGAUGUGGAGAAAUACACGUGCAUCUCGGCCGACAAAUUAACCUUCCACGUCUUGUCUCUGUAUGAUGUCCGUCUGUCUCACCCUCUCUCUUCCCAAGGCCCUUCCUCGAGACGUUGGGAAGGAACAACUAUGUACUAUAGCUCGAGACGACUGGUCAUCGUCCUGGCUGUGGCCUUGACCGUGGCACUGUGCCUCAAUUUGGCUUGCGUUGCGGCCGAGGACGCUGGCGGUGGUAGCGGCGCCGGCGGAGGUUCUGAUGCAACCGACACACCCUCGGUGUCGCAGCUCCUCAAGGAAGGAACGGCGGCGUUGACGACAGGCCGGAUGGGCGAAGCCAUUGCCAAGUUCGAUGCAGCGAUCGCCGUUGAUCCGGGCAACUACCUGUCGUAUUACCGCCGAGCGACUGCCUACCUCUCCUCAGGCAGGACGGCCUCGGCGCUUGCGGACCUGGACAAGCUUCUAACGCUGAACCCCAGGUUUGCACAAGCGCACUUGCAAAAAGCAAAGACGUUUGCGAAAGAUGGCGACCUGGACGCAGCAAAGAAGUCGACCAAAGAGUACCUGAAGCUCAAAAAGGGCGAUGAGGAAGCGACCACGCUAUCAAAUAGUAUCGACGCGGCCCUCUCGAAUCUCAAGAGCCUCAAGUCGGCGCACGAGUCCUUGGAAAAGAACGUGAAGAAGGGAAACGACGCUUCAAGCGAUAGCAGCGUCGCAGCACGGGCGGAUGACUGCUUGAGAUACGCCAGUCAGGUGCUCGAAGUAUCACCCAGCCUGUUGGAAGCCAGACGACUGCGGGCCGACUGUUACCUUGCAAAGGGCGACGUCGAGAAUGCUGUGGGAGAUUGGACGCGUAUCGCACACCUCGCACCCUCGACGGAUCUAUAUCUUCGACUCUCUUCGCUCUCCUACUUUAUCUUCGGCGAUCGUGACUCGCAAUACCGAGACGCUGGGCUGUCACAUCUCAAGACGUGUCUUGGCUCGGACCCAGACAACAGGCGCUGCGCAAAGGCCCAUCGGCGUAUCAAGAAUUUCAACAAGGCGCUGCAAAAAGCGCAGAACUUCCAAGAGGGCGGCAGCUGGAGAGCCGUGAUAGGCUCACUCAAGGGGCCCAAGGUUGGCCAGCCGAGCAUAUACCAACAGAUUGAAGGGGCCAUCAAGGACGAUGUCGAGGCCAGAGUGCUUCCCAGUGGGCUCAAAGAGCCUCUCAAGCAGAGUGCGCUGCUCCACGAGCUCAAUGAGAUGCACUGCCAGGCUCACUUAGAGCUCGAUGAGCUAAAGAAGGCCAUGCCCUACUGCGAAAAGGCGUCGGAAAGGGACCCGGAUAAUUUACACGGGCUCGUCGCCAAGGCCGAAGAGCAUCUUGCGGCAGAGCGAUACGAGGAGGCGGUGCGCGAUCUUAGCAGGGCGUUUGAGCAGUCUGGCAAGACGAAUCGAUCGAUCCAUGCGCGAUUGCAAAAGGCGCAGCAGAGGCUCAAGAUCAGCAAGACCAAGGACUAUUACAAGGUCCUGGGCGUCUCGAGGGACGCAGACGAGCAGACGAUCAAAAAAGCGUACAGAAAAAUGGCCCGGGAGCACCACCCGGAUAAAGGCGGCAAGCCAGAAAAGAUGGCAGAGAUCAAUGAGGCCUUUGGCGUCCUCAAUGACGCUGAGCUGAAGGCCCGCUUCGACCAAGGCGACGACCCAAACGAUCCCAUGGGUGGCCAUCAGGGCGGGUACGGCAAUCCCUUCUCCCAAGGCGCUGCCGGCGGCCACCCAUUUGCGCAAUUCUUCCAGCAGGGCGGUCCAGGGGGCGACGGAUCUCAAUUCUUCUUCCAGCAGGGCGGCGGUGGCGGCGGUGGUGGGAGGAGAAUGCAUUUCCAAUGGGGUUGAUGAGGCGUCUACAUCAAUACUAUAGAGUCAUAAUUAUUGUCUGAGCAGCAGAUGCAAGGCGGAGAUAGGUAGUAGUGCACAGUGAAGCAUUGCGGACGGGCAGGCCUGCACAGCUUGGCUCGCGUGGCUAAUGGAAGCCGAGGGGGCGAAAAGGCGAUUCGACGAAAUCUUUAGACUUUUUCGACACGCACGUUCGCUCGUCACACGACCACGCCCCCCUGCCCGUCUGGCCUUGCGGCCUGUGAGAAAAAAAAUUGGGCGAG
Messenger RNA from Acaromyces ingoldii, 2512 nucleotides. RefSeq names its product TPR-like protein. The transcript has 3 exons. Gene Ontology annotation, cellular component: endoplasmic reticulum. The record is from RefSeq and is a predicted model, not a curated record. The coding region runs from base 318 to 2249 and encodes 643 amino acids. Gene Ontology annotation, molecular function: misfolded protein binding; protein-folding chaperone binding. Gene Ontology annotation, biological process: protein folding in endoplasmic reticulum. Lineage: Eukaryota; Fungi; Basidiomycota; Exobasidiomycetes; Exobasidiales; Cryptobasidiaceae.